AUGCGAGCUGAAAGCCUCCCAGCCACCCAGCACCGGGGCCUGAGAGCUCUGAGCAAAGAAGGAGGUAGAGGUGAUGGCCGUGGCAGUGGUGAGGUGAGGUUGGUAGAGGUGAGUCUCCAGGCUCAGCUCCAAGCCUCGGAGAGCCAGCUGAGGCUGAGGGGCAGCAGUGACGAGGCUGAGGGCUCUGCUGUGGGGAGAGCAGAGAGUCUGGCCAGAGCCGGAUCUGGGAGCCAGAAGCAAGGAGCCGAAGGAGCCGGGCAGCCUGGAGGAGAGGAGGAGAGAGGAGAACAGCUAGAAGCCCAACUGGGAGCUGAGGGGUCUGCAGGAGAGGCAGCAGAGACCUGCGGAGGCCGCAAGGCCAACAGGAACGCAGAUAUCCCAGGGAAGCAGCAAAUUCCCUGGAGCGCAGAUAUAAGUCUCCGAGCCGGGCAGCUGGGAACCGGGCAGCCUGGAGGAGAGGAGGAGAGAGGAGAACAGCUAGAAGCCAAACUGGGAGCUGAGGGGUCUGCAGGAGACGCCUCCAGGCAGCAGAGACCUCCGGAGGCUGCGACGAACGCAGAUAUCCCAGGGAAGCAGCAAAUUCCCUGGAGCGCAGAUAUAAGUCUCCGAGCCGGGCAGCUGGGAGCCGGGCAGCCUGGAGGAGAGGAGGAGAGAGGAGAACAGCCAGAAGCCAAACUGGGAGCUGAGGGGUCUGCAGGAGACGCCUCCAGGCAGCAGAGACCUCCGGAGGCUGCGACGUAG
This is a messenger RNA of Ahaetulla prasina, 741 nucleotides long. Its product is annotated as myristoylated alanine-rich C-kinase substrate-like. Lineage: Eukaryota; Metazoa; Chordata; Lepidosauria; Squamata; Colubridae. The transcript is spliced from 3 exons. The coding region runs from base 1 to 741 and encodes 246 amino acids. The record is from RefSeq and is a predicted model, not a curated record.